AUGUUUCCUUUUUUCAGAAUUUUUAGAAAGAUAUCUUUUAGAAAAAAAAAUGCUGCAUUUGUUAGUUAUGAUACUGCAAACUAUGUUAUAGCUACCGAUAACGAUGAUAAUAAGCCUGGUACAUCAUUACUAAGCGUUGACCUUUCACCAGAACUGAAAGACGACCUACAAAUUUUUGAAGGUCGUCGUUCCUUGUCAAAUUCAACCAAUGUAAGCCAGGUAGCAGGCACUGAAUUUGCGGACUCUCAAUCAGUAAAUACUCCAGCAGCAAGCAUUCAAGUACCAGCCGUUGAAGUUAUAGACACUUUUUAG
Messenger RNA from Diabrotica balteata, 312 nucleotides. Lineage: Eukaryota; Metazoa; Arthropoda; Insecta; Coleoptera; Chrysomelidae. The record is from the annotation of a GenBank genome assembly.